AUGAUGGCUGUGAGAGCUCCUCUGGGGUUUAGUCCUUCGACGAACCCGUUGUUCUCCCCAUUUUCGCCCUUUACAGACCAUCCGGAUUCGCCUCGACCUCGGGCAGCGGCGAACUCUGGUCUCCCCAUGUCUCCUGCUGCUUCUGCUACCGAGAAGAGCAACACCACAACUGAAAAUCAGCUUAAACCUCCACCGGCCAACUAUAUUACUUCGCCCCAAGAUCCCGUGGCACCUUCGCCGGUUGCCUCGGACGUGACCAACUUUGAGGACGUGGAUGAAGAAGUGGAAGAGGAGGGCACAGAACGAGGUUCGGUGAUCGCAGGUCCUACAGCAUUCAAUGACGCGCAGAGACCACCUGUCGCAUCUCCAUUGAGGGAGGCUCUCCAAAAUAUUACAACUCCACUGCGGGUCGAAACAGGUCCUACUCUGGACGAACAGUUCCGCGCGAGACUGGAAGAAGAGAAGGAGCCUCAAUCUGUUAUCCAUAUACCAACAGGCUUUGGCAAAUUUCCGAGCCAGGAGGGCUCUCAGUCGUACCCCGAGAAGAAUCAGGUCGAGCCACAAGAAACCAUUGCUGAAGAGUCUCUGGCAGAAGAGACCAAGGACGCCGAAAGAUCGAGAGCAGAUUCAACGGAUUCCAAGGCUUCAGGAUCUACCGUCACAAAACCGCCGGUCACUAGAGCAGGUACCAAGACCCAUGAAGCUCCGAUGCCUCCAACGCCGCUACAAACCUCUCUUCCUUCGCUCCCUCUACACGACUGGUCGCGCACCCCCAGAGCACAGACAAGACAGGACCUCAGCUCCCUCAGCCGUCCUGGCUCUAGUCUUGCCAGCAUUCUCGAGGGCGAUGACACUGACCACCCCAGCACCGAUGAGACCGGAGAUGAAAGUCAAUUCGGCCAGCGGAUAUUACGUGACGCCGAAGCUGAAAUCAGUGCCCUCCGCAAUGCCUUGUCCGAGUGUUGGACGUUGUGCAACACAUUAGCCAGCCUGAGCCACAUUCACCGGGAGAGAAUCUUCAACUUUUCUGGCCGUGGCGAUAUGCAGGAGCAAGCGUGGAAAUCCUGCUGGAAGCUGUGUCAGAAUCUGUACGACACCAGAGACAAUCAUUCGUCGCAAAGUUUCUCUCACAACUCGUCUCGACCAACGCUCGAUCUCUGUCGCGACUUCUGCCAGGCGCUGUUUGAGGUCCGCGUGCGGGAUAACGAAACAGCCGACUCGGUCCUCCGUGUCAGCUUUGAAUUGAACAAUCAUCUGUUCAAUACCCAUGAUCGCAGUCUGCCCGAGGCAUUCCGGGAGAGAACGUUAGAUUUCUACAUUACCCUUUGCCACCGACUGAUGAAGCAGAAGUCCAAGAUGGCUGACGAGACGGAUUCCCUUCUUCGUGCUUGUUGGUCUUUGGCGGAGAUGCUGUUUAGUCUCAGGCAAAACAGGCGAGAAGGGAAGAGGCCCGAUAGAGAGCUCCUUGGCUCAGCGAUCCAAGCAUGCUGGGAACUGUGCGACCUGUUCCGAGAAGGCUGGACGCAGAUUCGUCCUGAACGAGGAACCCCACGUCCCAGUCAAACGACCUUCACCCAAGCGUUCAAUCAGGCCAAACGGUCUGGGUUCGCUCCGUUAGACGAGAACGGCAACCCAAGAGCACUCCCUGAGACGCCGACUACGAUUUUCGAGGACACGGUUACCACCAUCUCACCGGACGAAGCUCCAGUUCCCAAUAUUCUCGUCCUUGGGGCCGAAGAAGCAUCCAGAAUGUCUUCGGCCUCUUCAACUUCCUCCACUCCCGCGCCUAAUCAAAGCAGACAACUGUCACCUAACCCACCGACUCAGCGUAAUCCGCAUUCUGCAAACCCUGGAGCGACUUCAGCAACUAAUCACAGAUGGUCGACAACCUCGUCCGUUUUUUCUCUUCCUGCAUCGGCCACUUCGGAAGGGGGACCAAAUCCCAUGUCCGCAACCACCGUGUCGACUGUACGUACACCAGCUGAGGAUCCGACUCUCAUCCUUCUCAAGACGUUGUUUGUGAAGGCUGCCCAGGCCACUGGCCGAGGCUACACGCGGGCGUCGGCAGACCCUAAUUUGAACUCCCUGCCAAACUUCGCCCGGAACUUGCCCGACACCGCCUUUGGCACCUUAGCGUGGCAAGUAUCGCUCUUGGAUAAUUAUCGUAAGACCAUCGCAAAUGACAGCACGUUUCGAAAUCUGGGCGUCGCCGGGACCAUUGCUGAACAGGGCCGAAUCAAUGCCGUUGAACUCGCCCGAGCCAUUCGAGGGAUGACCAGCUGCGUGUAUGGCUUUGGGUGGCUCCGAGAUUUGUACCGCUUCGUGUUUGGGUAUUAUAUCGAGGAGGCACUCAAAGGAGGCGGCUCCCAUGCUAGCGCAGCUCGCAGGGCAAAUCGACAAAGCGGACCGGCAGCAAGUCUUGCCGCUGCUGUCAUGAACAACUCCUCAGCGUCCGGGGUUGGGAAUGGAGCAACGUCUGCAGCAAGUAAUAACGGAGCAUCCAAAGGUGGAGGAAAUGGGAAUGGCAAUGGACUUGCUCACGGGCGGAGGCCAGGGAGUCAGUGA
Molecule: messenger RNA, 2565 nt
Organism: Fonsecaea multimorphosa CBS 102226
Lineage: Eukaryota; Fungi; Ascomycota; Eurotiomycetes; Chaetothyriales; Herpotrichiellaceae
Exons: 6
Coding region: 1-2565 (854 amino acids)
Source: RefSeq, a predicted model, not a curated record